CAGUACAUAACACAUAGUCUACCACUUCAGUUUGCAUUAAACUCAAAAUUUUUAGUAAUACAUGUCCAUUGCAAGAAUGAUUUAACCACAUCCAUUUAUAGAUCCAUAAUUUCUGGAAAAAGAAAAAAAGAUGUAUAGACAACCAGUAAACACAGGCCGUAAACCAAGUUCAGAGAACUUCUGCUCCUCGAUUAUGCACAAAAUUAGGUGGAGAUCUCAGGAGCGCUAUCCUUCCGGUGACCAAGGCCAGCGCACUGCACAUUCCAAGAUGAAAUCAGCACAAGAGUACACACUACGUGGAAAUUCAGAUAAAUGCAACCAUGACGGUAAAAGAAUAAAAGACAUUAAGUACGUUGCUAAGAAGGUGAGAAGGGUGACGUCAUCAAUUCCACUUGUUAUUAGGAGUGGAGAGGCUUACGAGGUGGGGGUGGAAGGCUGUGAAUCAUGUACCUUGGGACGAGAGGGCUAUAAGAAGAUAUUGCAGUCCAUCAAAAUUAUAGAAAUACUAGUCGAUGGCGUCAUCGAAAAAGAACAAACCGACCUGCUGGAUAGUAAGGAGAUCGGCUUAGAUGACGGGUUUGGUGAGGGGGAUAAAAGUAAUUUGAAAAAAGGUUCCUCAUAUGACGAACAACCAUCACGUGAAAAGGAUGUUAACGUUGAGAAAGACGCCGUUGACCAUAAUCUCAAAUGCAUUCUAAUCAUGUUACAGAAGUGCAUUGGGGACACUCUUGUUCAAAUUUGUUACGUGAAGAGUAAGAACUUGACUGAUGACAAGAAAUACAGACACUUUAAUAUCCCCAUCAGUGAUCUCAAACUUUUGAAAUUUGAGUUUACAAACUUAACACAUAUAAUAAUACAACUAUUCAAAAAGAACGUAAAAGGAAGUAAGGUAGACGAGGAUAUGUGCGUCUUGUGUGUAAAGGAAAAACUGAUUGACUGCCAAGGAAGACUAGUGGAUGAAUUAAAAUCAGGAAGGAAUUUAAAGGUAGUUAUGAAAAACGGUAAAGCACGUGAAAAUGAACAGCCUUGCUGUUCCCGUGAAUACCCCCAUGUUCAUGCAGAGGCGGAGGGCAAUCCCAUCGUCCUGAAGUACUCUCUUCCUUUUCAAGUAAAUAAAACUCCAGAGAAAGAUGUUCCGCUUGACAAACCAACAACCAAACAAAAAACCACACCAAGUAAAUCUGGAAGUAAAAAUGUUUCUGACAUAAAGGAAUCACCGAAAGACUCUGAUGAAAAAGUACAAGAAAAUAAACCAGUUGAGAAUAAUUCUCAACCUAUAGAUUAUAGUACAACUGGGAAUACAAAUGGGCAACAAAAGAAAGAAAUUCCAAUCAACAAAAUAACCAAACCCAUACCUUACGACCAAUGGCCAGAUGAAGCUGGUGAUGAAACAGAGGUUAAAUCUGCAGAAAAGGUUGAAAACAGAUCAUACAAUUCCUUUAGAAGGCGAUAG
Molecule: messenger RNA, 1453 nt
Organism: Homalodisca vitripennis (glassy-winged sharpshooter)
Lineage: Eukaryota; Metazoa; Arthropoda; Insecta; Hemiptera; Cicadellidae
Exons: 5
Coding region: 131-1453 (440 amino acids)
Source: RefSeq, a predicted model, not a curated record